AUGGAUGGAAUGAACGUGGACGGCGUAAGCACGGAUACAAGGGAAGUGGUUGAACUCGACGUCCAGAAUCCGAGCUUGGGGCGGGGGGAGCAGCGCGAGUACCCACCAGCUUUGGCACUCAUGGCCAGCAGUGACCCACGCGCCUGGCUGGCUCCCGUGCAGGCUGGCACCUGCGCGGCACACGCAGAAUACCUGCUGCACUCGCCCGGCUCGAGCGCGGAAGGCGUGUCCUCUGCCUCCAACUUCAGGAAGAGCAGCAAGAAUCCUGUCAAAGUACGCGAGCUCUGCCGGCUUAAAGGAGCUGUGGGUGCAGAUGAAGGCAGACAGCGGGCCCCAUCCAGCAAAGCGACGAACGUCGUGCAGAAACAGAGGCGAAUGGCUGCCAAUGCCCGGGAGAGGCGAAGGAUGCACGGAUUGAACCACGCGUUCGACGAGCUGCGCAGUGUCAUCCCAGCCUUAGACAAUGACAAGAAGCUCUCCAAAUAUGAAACCCUACAGAUGGCCCAGAUCUACAUCAACGCUCUGUCUGACUUGCUCCAGGGCCCCGGUGCUAAAGCCGACCCGCCAAACUGCGACUUGCUGCCUGCCAACGUGUUCGAGGAGCACCGCUCUCCCAGAGGAUCGCCGAGCGUCUGUCGGAGAGGCGCGGGCGCGGGUUACCCGUACCAGUACGAGGACGGAACAUUCGCCUCUUUCAUGGAGCAAGACCUCCAGUCGCACUCUGGAACGAGCAAGUCCGGUUCGGAGGCCAGCAAGGACUCGCCUCGGUCGAACCGGAGCGACGGAGAGUUUUCCCCUCACUCGCACUUCAGUGACUCAGACGAAACGCACUUGGAGAUGCAGAGCGAAGACGAGCUGUCGGAACUGAAACUGCCCAAGCACCGCGCUUUUUAGAAAACACACCAACUGGACUGUCCAUCAAUCGUGU
This is a messenger RNA of Sinocyclocheilus grahami, 928 nucleotides long. It is a transcript of the gene atoh1a, whose product is annotated as atonal bHLH transcription factor 1a. The transcript has a single exon. Gene Ontology annotation, cellular component: nucleus. Gene Ontology annotation, molecular function: E-box binding; protein dimerization activity; DNA-binding transcription factor activity, RNA polymerase II-specific. NCBI's taxonomy places the organism in Eukaryota, Metazoa, Chordata, Actinopteri, Cypriniformes, Cyprinidae. The coding region runs from base 1 to 894 and encodes 297 amino acids. The record is from RefSeq and is a predicted model, not a curated record. Gene Ontology annotation, biological process: axon development; sensory organ development; positive regulation of transcription by RNA polymerase II.